Messenger RNA from Amoebophrya sp. A25, 280 nucleotides. The record is from the annotation of a GenBank genome assembly. NCBI's taxonomy places the organism in Eukaryota, Dinophyceae, Syndiniales, Amoebophryaceae.
CAUACGAAAUGCUCAUGGGAGACGAGACUUUAUUCGAAGACGCGACUGAACAUAUCCGUCCGCGUUUCCUAGCAUUCGACUUUCUGCGCAGCAAAGCGGGGGAGACGCUGUUCGCAAGCACAACUAUUGGAUCUCUUUCUGACAAUGAUUGUCGAACUAAACCUGGAUCUUCUUCUUCACUACUUUACAGUCCCGACAAUAAUCGUGUUGAUGAGGACAACGCGGACGAAUGGGAGUCUGUCUAUUCUCGUUCGGUUCACGCAAUCCUCCUGGCGGGGAG